AUGACGAACAACAAUGACCUCAAAGUCGUAUUUGGCGCCAUGACAUUGGGCAAGCCAGAUACACUUGGUGCCCGCGUCCACGACACCCAAGACGCAGCAGAGAUUCUCAACGUCUUCGAGAGUCACGGCCACAAUGAGAUCGAUACGGCGCGCAUCUAUGGCGCCGGAUCAUCCGAGGAAAUCCUGGCCGCAGCUGAAUGGCAAAAGCGCGGACUAGUGAUGGCCACAAAGCUGUACCCCAGCACUGUCGCGGAGAGCUACACGCAUCAACCCGACGAUCUCCGACACGGGCUCCUCAAGAGCCUUUCAGCCUUGAAAGCAGACAAGAUUGACCUGUUUUACCUGCACGGUCCAGACCGGAACACGCCCUUUAUUGAAACCCUCCGUGAAGUUAACAGGCUCCACCAAGAAGGCUACUUCAAUCGUUUCGGCCUCAGUAACUACAUGGCCUGGGAAGUCGCGCAGAUCUGCGAGAUCUGUAACGCGAACGGUUGGAUUAAGCCAACGGUCUACCAGGGUGUCUAUCACGCCUUGCAACGCAGCAUUGAGCCAGAGCUGAUUCCAUGUCUCCGCAAAUAUGAAAUCUCGCUAUAUGCGUUCCAACCGCUGGCCGGUGGGUUUCUAACAGGUCGAUACACGCGACAUCAAACGGAGUUCGAGGCCGGAUCGCGAUUUGACCCGAAGAUUCUGCAGGGGGCGGUGCAUCAGAAGAGAUAUUGGAACGAUGCGUACUUUGAUGGGGUGGAGGCUAUUUCAGCAGCGGCUGGAAAGCAUGGGCUAACUGUCGCAGAGGUUGCAUUGAGGUGGUUGAAGCACCAUUCCUUACUGAGGCGGGAGUUUGAUGAUGCGAUAAUUGUGGGUGCGAGCAGCGUGAAGCAUUUAGAGAGUAAUUUGGUUGAUUUGGAGAAGGGGCCCUUGCCGGAUGAUGUUGUUCGAGCGGUGGAAGAUGCAUGGUCUUGCGUGAGAGGUGUCGUGCCCCCGUACUGGCAUUGA
This is a messenger RNA of Aspergillus melleus, 993 nucleotides long. Its product is annotated as aldo/keto reductase family protein. Gene Ontology annotation, molecular function: oxidoreductase activity. The record is from RefSeq and is a predicted model, not a curated record. The transcript is spliced from 2 exons. Bases 1 to 993 code for a protein of 330 amino acids. Lineage: Eukaryota; Fungi; Ascomycota; Eurotiomycetes; Eurotiales; Aspergillaceae.